Molecule: messenger RNA, 6393 nt
Organism: Prinia subflava (tawny-flanked prinia)
Lineage: Eukaryota; Metazoa; Chordata; Aves; Passeriformes; Cisticolidae
Gene: RBFOX3
Product: RNA binding fox-1 homolog 3
Exons: 13
Coding region: 2951-4405 (484 amino acids)
Biological process (GO): regulation of alternative mRNA splicing, via spliceosome; nervous system development
Cellular component (GO): cytoplasm; nucleus
Molecular function (GO): mRNA binding
Source: RefSeq, a predicted model, not a curated record
GCACUCACAGGAUGACCCCAGGGAGGCUGGAGCACCUGAUCUCACCAGCCCAGCCCCGGCGGCCCUCAUGGCAGAGGUUGUGUCUUGCCUGAUCUGAGCCCUCCUUGGCAGCUCUCACGAGCGUCAGCAUCCAGCUCUGCCCUGUGGGAGAGUGCUGCAGGGACCACGGGGUCCUGUUAAACACCGGCAGCCCCUGGGACCCUCAGCCCCCCCAGCUGUGCCCUGUGCCCCACAGCAGGCCCAGGGGACAAGAGGAUGCCUGGGGGUCCCAGGAAGGACCGUGGUGGCAGGCGCUGGCUUCCCCAUUGCAUCCUGUGGGUCGGAAUGUGGGCACGGAGCUGGGACAGCCCUGGGCUGGCAGCAGCUCUGGCAGGUGCUCAGGGCUUGGUGCAGCUCGUGCAGGGCCCUUGGCACCGGGAUGUGCCGCAGCCCUGCACGUGACACCGCCUGCUCAGCGGGGCUGGGGCCAUGGGACUCCCGGCAGAACUCUGGGCCUCGAUCCUCGUGGAUAAAGCUUCCAAAUGGUGGAGUGUCCCUUGGAGGAGGCCUGAGCUUUUGUGGCAUUUCCUGAGGAGAGGACAGCACCGCACUGGCUGCCUUGGGCUGUGUGGCUCUCGGCUGUGUGUCCAUCCCGGUGCCUGGGACAGCCAGAGGUGCUGAGCUGUCCCUGGCAAGUUCCCUCUGUGGUUUGGGGGCUGCAUGCCCACCAGUGCUCCCAGUGCAGGCUCUGUCCCCUGGCUCCAGCACCAGAACAGUGGCCAAGACCACUCCUGUCCCGGUGCCAUGUUGUUCUCCCUCUUCCAGAAAACAACACCAAGGAGCCCUGAAGGGUUCAUUUAAAAUAAAUAAAAAACUGUGAAUUGUGCUGAUUUGAAGGAAAGGCAGCCCCAUCCUGAGCGGGGGAGCGCAGCGCCAGCCCAGCCCCGAAGGGCAGAGAGAGAUGUGCUGAGAACUGCAGCCCUGUGCAACUUCAGCCUUUGAUCGUAUAUCUCACACGUGCCCUUUGCUUUCCCUCUGCUGAUAUUUAUUAGGUUUAAUUUUACUGGGACACGGCUGUAAGUGAGACAGAUGGAAUGGGGUCUGUGCGCCUGGUGAACACAUCUUAAUUAAACAGAUAAAUAAACUUUCAUUCCAGAAGGCUUCAGUUUCGGAGGUGCUCCUCCGGGGCUGCGGCUCUGCAGGGCUGGGCACGGCCCUGGUGCCACCAGCGGUGCUGCUGGCUGGGACUGUGGCACAGCAGGGAGCAGCAGGGUGAGGGAAACCAGCACUGGUGGCCAGCAAGGGGCUCCCCACUGGAGCUGACAGGGGCCUUGGGGUCACCGUGCCCCGUCAGUGUCCCCCGGGCUCCCCGCUGCAGAGGGGCAUCUCUGCAGGCAGGCAUGCGUUGGUGAUGGCAGGAGAAGGGAGAGAGGAGACUCCAAGAGUCCUCAGCUCCCAGAGCUGUGCCCAUUUCGCUGCUGGCUCAGGGCAGUGCCAGCACUUGUGGUGCUGCCACUGGCCAGGAAUGCCUUUGAGUCACCCUGGCCGGAGCCGGCGGGGGGGAGGAUGGGCAGAUUACCUCAUCCUGGAGCCAGUGCCUGCCUCACGUGGUUUGCUUAGUUGGGCACCGCAAGGCCAGUGUGCCAGGCACUGCCCUGCCGUUGUCACCUCCAGGAGCUGCAGUGGAGCCAGAGCGGCCCAGCGCCUUUGGAGCUGCCUGUUGGCCUGCUCAAGGUGUCCCCCCCUUCACCAGGGUCUGUGUGGUGCUUGUGUGUGUGCCGGUUCCUGGGGGAGCCUCUUGCCCCCCAACUGCACGAAGGGCUGUGAGAGGACACACUUGUCCCUUUCAGAGCUGUCCCACAUCCUUCCCCAGGGCAUGGCACCAGGGGCAUGGGGGUCCCUGGGAAGGGAAGCUGGACACCAGCAGGAGUGUGGGGACUGAGCACCAUGGUGUGCCAAAGGGGCCACUGCAUCUCUCAUGGUCCUUGGAGCUGGAGGGCGAGUGCCUGUGGUGGGGCACCCACAGGGAGCAGUGGCUGGGGAUGCUGUUGGCAGCAGAUGUCACUGCUGGACCUUUUGGUGCCCAAUGCCACAAGGUGGUGGUGGUGGCAAAGCCUCCCCCUGGACUGGCAUCCCCUCUCUAAUUUGGCUCCUUGAAGUCCCUUUAGAGUGUGGAACUCAGGACCCCCUGUGAGGGGCUGGCACCCCCUGCCCCACACACCACUUUCUCAGGAUGGCUCUUCCAGAGCCGUUUGCAGCAGGUUUUCCCUGUGGCUCCGGGCCAGCCGUGCCACACACUGCUGCUCCGGAGCAUCUGCAGCAGAAGCGGUAACUGCUGCGAGUGUACCAGGACACUGCAGCAUGUCACUCUGCCUGGGGAUACUGUGGAAAAUCCCAGCUCCAAACGGCUGGUCGUGUGCUGGAGGCUCCGGCAGAGACGGAGCAUCAGCAGCUGCUGGCACAGCCCAGCCUUUGUGCAUCACAUUUGGCCAAGAUGGAAACUGAGCCGAGCCCAGGUUUCGUUUCCUACAUGCCCCAGCACAAUGCCAGCCUGGCAGCCUCGCGCUGCCACGGCUCCGGAGCUGGGCAUGACGAGGUGUGGGGCAGCAGGAGGGCCCCGGGGCAGCGCUGGGCUGCUGCGGGCCCUGAGGGCUGGAGGUGCGAGGUGGGACAGGGACCUGGGCGAGCACAGGCGUGUGCCCACGCCGGCCGCCCCUGCGGGCACUGGCACGAGGGCCAUGGCCAUGGCAGCUGUGACAGCGGCCGGUGUGGUGUGGAUGCGUCAGGGCUGUGCCAGCACCGCAGGCCCCUUGGAAACGCCAAAACACCUCUCGAGCCCUGCCAGGGCUGACCUCUGCCCACCGCCCUGGCCAGCGGGUGGUUCUUGGGGCAGAGGGUCCCCAUCGCUCUGGGGAGCGCAGGGAAGCAGUGCCAGUGUCACCCCAAGGUUCAGGGGUCCCUGCAGCCCUCCAUGCCUGUGGGACUGGCAGGCGGGUGGGGGACCCACAGGGCCCUGCCUGGGGCUCCCACACCUUGGCAGGGUGGACAGUGGUGCCCGGGGUAUGCGGGCAGCGGUGAGGCUGCGGCUGGCCCGGCAGGGAACGCUGCGGGCCGCUGGCCCUGCCCUGCCCGGCGGUGCGGGGCCGUGCGGGGCCGUGCGGAGCCGUGCGGAGCCGUGCGGGGCCGUGCGGGGCCGCGGGCCGGUGGCUCCGGGAGGCGGAGCUGGGGCCGCUGCGCGGCUCCCGGGCCGGCAGCGCCGCGGGAGCGGGCGGUGCGCACGUGUGCGGCGGAGUGUGCAUGGGGGAUCCCGCGGAGCCCUGCCACCGCCCCUGCCGGGCACCCGUGCUGCGCCACCCCAGCUCCCGGCAUGCUUCCUCACUCUCUCCCCUGUCCUCCAGCCUUCCUCUACCUCCAACAGGGUAACCAGGACGCCACGGCUCCGCCGGACGCGAUGGCCCAGCCCUACCCCCCCGCCCAGUACCCCCCGCCCCCCCAGAACGGGAUCCCCGCAGAGUUCGCCCCGCCGCACCCCCACCCCACGCAGGACUACUCGGGGCAGAGCACAGUACCGGAGCACGCCAUGACCCUCUACACACCAGCACAGAGCCACGCCGAGCAGCCGGGCAGCGACGCCAGCACACAGUCCAUAGCAGGGACACAGACGGUACCGACAGACGAGGCGGCACAGACAGACAGCCAGCAGCUACACUCCUCAGACAACACAGACAAGCAGCAGCCCAAGAGGUUACACGUCUCCAACAUUCCCUUUCGGUUCCGAGACCCCGACCUGCGGCAAAUGUUUGGGCAAUUCGGGAAAAUUCUGGACGUGGAGAUCAUUUUCAAUGAGCGGGGCUCCAAGGGUUUUGGGUUUGUAACUUUUGAAACUAGCACAGAUGCCGACCGGGCACGGGAGAAGCUGAAUGGCACCAUCGUAGAGGGCCGGAAGAUUGAGGUGAACAACGCCACGGCCCGUGUCAUGACCAACAAGAAGGUGGCCAACCCCUACACCAAUGGCUGGAAGCUGAACCCAGUGGUGGGAGCAGUCUAUGGCCCUGAAUUCUACGCAGUAACGGGGUUCCCGUACCCCGCCACGGGGACAGCCGUGGCCUACCGAGGGGCACACCUGCGGGGCCGAGGGCGCGCCGUGUACAACACCUUCCGUGCCGCGCCGCCGCCGCCGCCCAUCCCCGCCUACGGCGCGGUCGUGUACCAGGAUGGGUUCUACGGAGCUGAGAUCUACGGGGGCUAUGCUGCCUACAGGUACGCCCAGCCCGCAGCAGCAGCGGCCGCCUACAGCGACAGCUAUGGCAGAGUGUACGCAGCAGCAGACCCCUACCACCACACCAUCGGCCCCGCCGCCACGUACAGCAUUGGCACCAUGGCUAGUCUAUACCGAGGAGGGUACAGCCGCUUCACUCCCUACUAGCAAGACAGACCCAGCCCCCCCACCACUGCCCCCGAUGCUCACUAGCACCAAACCAAACCAGGCAGACAGAGCCGAGGCCGAGCCUGCGGAGGACCCGCGGGUGCUCUGUGGGGCCACAGCACCCCACACCCAUAGGGUUACCUGAGCCGCUCCGUCCUGCAGCCCGCCCGCCUCUCCUGCACCAUCCGCCCGCCCCGGGGACCGCGGGCAGUGGGGCCAGCCCGCAGCCCCAGCAGCACCCCGUCCCCACAGCGGGGUGUGGGGUCCCCCCGCUGCCCUGGCUGCGGUGCAGGGGGUUCAUCCCCCCGUGAGGCAGGCGGGGCUGCUCAGCCUGCGGGGAUGCUCGCUCCACAGGCGCUGGGGCUCGGGGUGACAGCAGCCCCCCGAGCAGCCCCUGUGCCCCCAUAGGAGAGAGAGGAGCCAGCUGGCGUUGCUGCCAGCUGUGGGGACUGACGAGGCUGGGGUGGGUUCAGGAUCUCGGGGCAGCCCGCUGGGCUGGAGCGCUUCUCUGCCUGACCGUGCUGCUCUGCGGAGCUGGGUGUGACGGGCUGGACUGGCUGCGGAGCUGGGUGUGACAGGCUGGGCUGGCUGCGGGGACUCGGAGGGCUGGGGCGGUGCCUGUGUGCCCCCAGCCAGCAGUUCGGCCUGAGCGCUCCAACGAAAGACCUGCCUCUCUUGUUUCUGUUGUAGUGAACCCGUGGCUGCUUCCUUCUGGGACCAGGAAGGGCAAAAAUAUACACACACACACACAAAAAAACAAAAAGAACCCCAAAAUACAAAAAUUAAAAGCAGAACAACAAAAAAGAAAAAAAGAAGAAAAAAAAAACCCAAACAAAUAAAAAGAGAAACAAAGCCAAGCGGCAGCCGCCAAGCGAGUCCCAACUGUCCACACACACCGAGUGAGCGAGUCCCAGAGGAGCCGCGGCAAGCACCGGCGGUCGGACGCGCCGGAGGGACGCCCAGCGCCCCGGCCCCACAGCCCAGCAGGGAGGGAGCGCUGCAGGCAGGCGUGAGGGGCCGCGGGGCCGUGGGGCCCUCACCCGCCCAGCUGCAGGGCCUGGGCACCACGUCUUCCUUUCCCUGGUGCGGCAGCGCUGGGGGUGCCGGCAGAGCGCUGCGCCCUGCCCGGCUCGUGGGACCGGGUGACGGGGUGGGGACCUGGCUUUGUGCCACCCGAGCCCCGGCGCUGGCGGCCAUCAGCGUGUCGAGUGUGCGAGGCCUCAGCUCCAGCGCGGAACUGGGGCGGCGGCGUGGCUGCGGUGCUGAGGUAUUGCAGGGGACGACCCUCUGCCUUUUAAAGGGAAUUUUUGUUAAGAGGAGCUUGCAACUCGCUUGUGACCCCUUCCCCUUCUUCCUCCCGCCUUCCCCGACACCCGCGCUCCCACCCUGCCUGGACCAGCCCUGACCAAAGCUGGGCCAGGCGCUGCCCCAGUCCCGCUCCCUCUUGCUCUGCGGCGCGGGACACGCUCAUGGCCACCCGUCCCUACCUGAGGCAGCGGGAUGCCCCCAGCCCUGGGUGCGGGGUCUCGGCCACUGCAUCACCCGUAAGGGACCCACCCAAGCCACAAGGCUGGGCUGCAGUCGCAGGCACACUGGGUGCGGUGCCCUGCCCGGUGGCACGGGGCACUGCGGAGCCCAUCCCGGGGUGCAGCGCCGUCCCGCGCCCUUAUGGCUCUGCCACUCCUCAAACCUCACUUUAUAGUCUGCAGACGCCCCCGACGCCCCAGCGAUGAGCUCCCCCUUUUCUAUUCCCAGUGUACAUAGCCCCGGCCCCCCGUACAAAGCUCCGUCCAUCGCUGUACUGGCUUCUCCCUUACAGCACCCCUGCGCCGCCCCGGCGUGCGGGCUGGCGCCGGCCCACCUGUAUGCUUAAAAGUGUGACCAUUCUAAUAAACAGUAUUAUUAUUAUUAUUAUUAUUAUUAUUAUUAUUAUUAUUACAAGGAUUAUUAUUAUUAUUAUUAUUAUUAUUAUUGAAAUUAUUAAUAAA